Molecule: messenger RNA, 495 nt
Organism: Babesia bigemina
Lineage: Eukaryota; Apicomplexa; Aconoidasida; Piroplasmida; Babesiidae
Product: EF hand family protein, putative
Exons: 6
Coding region: 1-495 (164 amino acids)
Cellular component (GO): cytoplasm
Molecular function (GO): calcium ion binding
Source: RefSeq, a predicted model, not a curated record
AUGGCCCCGCGGCCACACCUCCGCCUGAGCGCGGAGCAUCUGGUUAUGUUCCAGAACCACUUCAAGCUGGUAGACAGCAACGGAGAUGGUUGCAUCAACCAGUCCGAGUUCAGGCUGCUCUUCCGGUCGUUCGGCCAGGUCAUAACGAACAAACGUCUCGACCAGAUAGUCGAGGAGGCGUUCAAGAACGCACCGUCAACAGGUGUGGACUUCGAGGCAUUCGUGAACAUUUUCGUGCAACACUUCACCCCGCCGCCCACGGAGCGGGCGGUGAGGGAGGCCCUGAUGCUGUUCGACAAGAAUAACACAGGCUUCAUCGACACGAGGGAGCUCAUCAGGCUGCUCACGACGCGCGGAGAGAAGCUCGAGCAAUCGGAGGUUAACUACCUCUUCGAGCUGCUCGGCAUCCCGCAGAGCACCCAGCGCAUAGACUACGUCACAUUCGUCGAAGACAUAUAUCGCAUGCUGCCAAUAUUACCAAACCGAAAGGUCUGA